This is a messenger RNA of Lemur catta (Ring-tailed lemur), 1520 nucleotides long. RefSeq names its product pyruvate dehydrogenase E1 subunit beta (gene PDHB). The transcript is spliced from 10 exons. Gene Ontology annotation, biological process: pyruvate decarboxylation to acetyl-CoA. The record is from RefSeq and is a predicted model, not a curated record. Gene Ontology annotation, molecular function: pyruvate dehydrogenase (acetyl-transferring) activity. NCBI's taxonomy places the organism in Eukaryota, Metazoa, Chordata, Mammalia, Primates, Lemuridae. Bases 41 to 1120 code for a protein of 359 amino acids.
GGACCCGCUGUGUUGUCAGCAGCUAGAGGACACGGUCAAGAUGGCGGCGGUGUCUGGGCUGGUGCGGAGACCCCUUCGGCAGGUCUCCGGGCUGCUGAAGAGACGUUUUCACCGGACCGCGCCAGCUGCGCUGCAGGUGACAGUUCGUGAUGCUAUAAAUCAAGGUAUGGAUGAGGAGCUAGAAAGAGAUGAGAAGGUAUUUCUGCUUGGGGAAGAAGUUGCCCAGUAUGAUGGGGCAUACAAGGUUAGUCGAGGCCUGUGGAAGAAAUAUGGAGACAAGAGGAUCAUAGACACUCCCAUAUCCGAAAUGGGAUUUGCUGGAAUUGCCGUAGGUGCAGCUAUGGCUGGGUUGCGGCCCAUUUGUGAAUUUAUGACCUUCAAUUUCUCUAUGCAAGCCAUUGACCAGGUUAUAAACUCAGCUGCCAAAACCUACUACAUGUCAGGGGGCCUUCAGCCUGUGCCCAUAGUCUUCAGGGGGCCCAAUGGUGCCUCAGCAGGCGUAGCUGCUCAACACUCACAGUGCUUUGCUGCAUGGUACGGGCACUGCCCAGGCCUAAAGGUGGUCAGCCCCUGGAGUUCAGAGGAUGCCAAAGGACUUAUAAAAUCAGCCAUUCGGGAUAACAAUCCAGUGGUGGUGCUAGAGAACGAAUUGAUGUAUGGAGUUCCCUUUGAAUUUCCUGCUGAAGCUCAGUCAAAAGAUUUUCUCAUUCCUAUUGGAAAAGCCAAAAUAGAAAGACAAGGGACACAUAUAACCGUGGUUUCCCAUUCAAGACCUGUGGGCCACUGCAUAGAAGCUGCAACGGUGCUAUCUAAAGAGGGAAUUGAAUGUGAGGUGAUAAAUAUGCGUACCAUCAGGCCAAUGGACAUUGAAACCAUAGAAGCCAGUGUCAUGAAGACAAAUCAUCUCAUAACCGUGGAAGGAGGCUGGCCACAGUUUGGAGUAGGAGCUGAAAUCUGUGCCAGGAUCAUGGAAGGUCCUGCAUUCAAUUUCCUGGAUGCUCCCGCUGUUCGCGUCACUGGUGCUGACGUCCCUAUGCCUUAUGCAAAGAUUCUGGAAGACAACUCUGUACCUCAGGUCAAAGACAUCAUAUUUGCAAUAAAGAAAACAUUAAAUAUCUAGUUUGGACUUGAAUAUCAAGUCAUUGAAAUUUAUGAAAUACUUGCUGGCACUUCAGCUGGAUUGUACUGCAACACCUUACUAUUCAUAAAGGAAAAUGAUCUCUAAAGCAACAACAGAUGUUUUUGUACUGGGAAGAAGUUUUAAAUGUGUGUAUGUGUGGAGAAUUCUCCACUCUUCUGCCCUGGUCUCCAUGCUACUUUUUGUCUGUUACAGUUGCCAUGUUCUUUGAAUAAGAUUAAUGUAAAAUUUUACCUUCUUUCACUAUAAGGACAAAAUAUGAAUGUGACAGAGUCUUGUUGAAAGAUAUAUCCAAAAAAAAAGAUAACUUAUAUGUAUAAAACGAAAGCGUAGAAUCAUUUACUCUUAGAUUGUUUUGAUAAGGAAUAAAGGAAUUCCUGAC